Messenger RNA from Teleopsis dalmanni, 3998 nucleotides. RefSeq lists its product as uncharacterized. The transcript is spliced from 3 exons. Bases 189 to 3854 code for a protein of 1221 amino acids. The record is from RefSeq and is a predicted model, not a curated record. NCBI's taxonomy places the organism in Eukaryota, Metazoa, Arthropoda, Insecta, Diptera, Diopsidae.
GUAUAAAAAAAUUUGAAACUAUUAUUAUAUCGUCAACGCUAAAAAUAUAAUGUGUGAAGCACCAUAGACCCUGGAUAUAACUUCUUCACUUCUUUGAGGGAAUAUUGAUAUGUUUACUGUUUACAAGUGUAGGAUCGCUCGUUAUAUCGAUUGUUCCUUAAACCGAGAAAAAUUUUGGAACCACAAUUAUGGAAAAAUUUUCAGUAGAAACUUUUGAUUCAGCAGACUACAAUGGGUGCGCACGUUCAAUACCAUCUAUACCAUUUACCACUCCCUACAUCUUAGAUUGUUCUCACAAUCCUAACACAUCUCCGUUACCAAUAAAUUCUUACAACGUUUCAAGUGUUAGAUGUGGAUGUGCUAAUACAAGGCCUUUUGGUCGAACGUGCAAACCAUGGCAAAGACAAAACUUGGGACAUAUUUCUAACACUCUGACAAAUAACCCUAAUGGUUUGAUACCAAGAAAUUACCAAACAAAUGUUACCAUGAAAAGAGGCUCCCUACAGAGAAACGUGCCAAAACGUCUAUUGAAUCGAGUCCAGUGUGAUGGCGGCCUAGUUUUUGUAAAACCUCCACCAGAAUGUAAUCCGCAAGUAGCUAAAAUAGCUAAAGUGACGGCAGUUAACUCGCAAAAUUCAAAAAUAUGGAAAUUUCCACUAAAUCAGAAAACAAGCUUUCACCCGUCAUGCAACCGCAGAUUUAUUGAUUAUGGAGGAUCUAAGUCUAAACUCAAUUUUUCUCCUAUGAGAAAGGGUGCAAUGAAUAUAACCUAUAAUAGUGGGGCGUGUUCCAAAAAUUUGACUUCGAAAACUUCGAAUCAAAUAAGCUCACGUUACAUAAAAUCAAACAAGAGAUCGGACACCGUUUAUGUAAAAAGUAGUGAUAUCACUAAUUAUAAUGAGAUAUUGACUGAUAUGAAACAGUGUGAAAGCUCUCUUACACAAAUAACAGCGGUGAUCUCAAAUACAAAUUGUUCUGGAACUCAUAGCAGUGUCACAACUCGAAGCAGCUCAACUUGGGAACAUAGCUCGGCUAACGACGAUAAUAUAGAUACACAAGUUUGCAUAUGGCUUAACAAAAACAAUCGUUGUAAUGAGUCAAAGCCAGUUGAAACCGAGAACCAAAGAUUCCGUGGAAAUCAAGGCGGACUUCAAUAUUGUGAUGGAAGAAUGUUUCGUAAUACUUGCGAUGAUUGCAGUUUCACACAACACCAGCAACAAGAUACUGAACAAAGUCGCACUAAUGACACUGACGAUCCGAAUACCCGGUUCUAUAUUAAUAAAAAUAAUCAUGCAACUGGAAAUUGUUGCAACUAUCACAAGAAGGAUAUGAAUAGACCACAUGCUAUGUACGAAUAUGAUAAUAGUGCAACUGACGUCGACGAUUGCAGUGGAUACCAGUUACCAAAAUGUUCAAAAAGACUACAGAGUAAAGAUGACUAUAAUAGUCGUAGUAGGUCAAAAAGUCGCAAGAAGAGGUAUACAAGAUCCGAAAAUCAACGAGCAGAUAAAAGGUUAGAAAAAAAAGCAAGUAAACUUUCAGAAGACUUGAAAAACUAUGAAAACCUUAAUUCAUCAAAUCCACAGAAAUUUCAAGAUAAUAUGGGUAAAUACAUAAAGUUCAACAAUGAACAGAUAUCUAAUAGCGCAAAUAGUUAUCAGACUCUCAGAAAUUCCGGUGGAUGCGACACUCGUACUAUUUGUAAAAAUUUUAGAAACACCAAAAUUUAUCUUCCUGAGAAUCAAAACAAUUACAAAAAUUGUGUAAACUUUGUAGACACUAAAAAUAUCCCUGUUCUACGCAAUAAUCCAUACAAAAAUUUUGAAGAUUCGGUCACACAUAAUAAAUACAACGGCCCAAAAAAUGAAGGCUCUUACAAAUAUUCUAAAAACCAAAAUCAAAAAGAAGCAGGAUUUAUUUACGGCGAAACGUUUAAAGACUAUGCGAACGAUGUAGGCCAACACAUUAAUGACACAAAUCACCAAUAUCGUGAGAACUAUAAAAAUGAUAGUUUUGACGAAGAACCUAAUACCGAGGGUGGUACUAACAUGAGAUAUAGAAGGCGUUCGAGGUCUAACAGUAGACACAGAUAUGCACAAAGUAGUGUUAACCAAAAUCGUGAUACCAGCAAAUAUAUUAAUGAAUGUGAAAGGUUGGUUACUUGUGAUCAUUGUUGUUCCAGAUGCCGUGAUAAAUCGAACUGUCGGUACAAUUGCAACAAUUUUUCACAUAAAAAUGAGAAAUCAAAACGUAACGGUUUUGAAAACGCUGCUUGUGGGUAUGAUAAUUCAAGAUAUAUUAGCAGUAACGACACUAUUUGUGACUGUAUCAAAUCCAGAUAUCGUAGCAUCAAUGCAAAUAAUUAUAAUCAGAUCCCCUUAAAAUAUGAAAGCGAUAAUGAUAAUGUUCGUGAUUGCGGUUGUGAUUGUGACAAUUCUAGAUACUGCAAAGUCAUCAAAAAUAUUACACAUAAUAACAACGAUUUAGAAUCUCAUCAAACAUUUGGAAGCCUUAAUAGUACCGAUCACCAACAAUAUUUGCAAGUGGCAAACAAUUUUCAAGCUACUGCUAUAAGCAGUAAAUACUGUACAGAUGAGACUCCAUCAAAGAACCAAAAGUUAAAUCACAAUACUGCGAGGCCCAGGAAAUGUCUUGAGUACGAUAAUUGCAACGGUUAUAAAAAGACUGCAGAACACAAUCUAGAGUAUUUUGACGAAUUCGAUAAUCAUAUAUAUGAUAACCAAACAGAAGUUUUCAGCAUUCAUAUCCAUCCGCGUAACCAAAAGGCACUAGAAACCACCAAUAAUUACAUACCUUCUAAUGCUUUCACAGAGCAAGCACACCAUGAACCAAAAAAUGUAUGUGAACAAAUAAAUAGUAAUGAAUUUAAGAGCUGUAAACAUUGCCAAGGUCUUAGACACUGCCUGAAUUGGAGUCCGCCCAGUAAUCUUUACGAUAGUAAUAGUGCUAACAGCAGACUACGAGAACAACAUGAGCAAGAGCAGAGAUCAGACGACAAUGAAAGCAACAGCAUAAUACAAAUUGACAUUGAUAUGCUACCAAGUACCUCUAAAGGAAUACCAUUUCAAACAUGGCUCGAUAAUGCCACAGGGUGUUGUAAAGAUAAAGCUAAAAGUCAAACAAAGUUUUAUUGUGCAAAUGGACUUAAGUACUUUGAGAAAACCACUUGUAAAGAAACUUGUAAUGCAAAUGACAUUUUGCUUGAGCAACAAGCCGUUUCCACAGCCCAUAGUGACAAAAACGAAAAAAGUAAUAUACCACUAGAUUCUGAGGAUGAUGAAACAUCCAGACUUUGUCUGAGCCUAGAAAUUGAAAAUGCUCCUAGUAAAUCUGAAAGUUCCAAUGCGGGUUCAUCAGACUGUUACGAUAUAAUAGUUUCGAAAGAAAUAUCUAAAAGACCAUGCAUAAGUGAAGUCGGUAAGCAAAUGCAACAAUCUAAUGAAAAAUCUAGUGAAAUUAGACAUAAAAUGGAAUAUAUAGAAAACGUUCAUAGUUUUAAAAAAGAAAAACGAAUCUUUAAGGAUGGUACAAAUAAAGAAAUAAUUAUAGACGAACAUGUGAAAGUGGACCAAUCAUGUGGUCUGACGAAAAGUGAAGAGAUCGAUAAUAAUUGGGUUGACAUACCGAGUGAAAGUGAACAAAAUGUCUAUGCUAACUAUGCAAAGCUCUUAAUAAAUAAAAUUGCAAAAGAGAAGCAGCACAAAUUACACAGAAACCCAAGGAGUAUACUUAGAGCUAUGUUAGGCCCUCCUCUCAAACCAAGUAUUAGGAACAAUAUAACUAUUUUGGCCAGAUCGUCUGAAAAGAAGACCAUCAAAGGCAGUAAAUGCUGAACCAAGAAAAAGAAAACUAAAGUAUUUGUAUUAAGAAAAAUGUAUAUAAGCGGUGGAGAGAAUCAUUAAUUAAACUAAAUUUCCUAAGUUCAGAACUUUGUAUUGCUCACAGAAUCAACUUGAAAUAAAAAUUUUAGUUUCACA